GUGCUCAACCCCCACCAACAACACUCCUCAUCAAAAGAGAUGCGCAUAGAAUUUGUUCUCCCACCAGUCCACCACUUCUAUCAUUUGUUCCCCCACCACUGAAAUUACGAAUGAACAGAUAAUAAAACUCUUCUACCAGUGAUUCCAGGGAAAUCCCAUAAACUGCAUGAGUUAGCCGAUCGACUUCGAUCUUUUGGAAUACGAUUUCGUCCCAAUAAGGCAAGCAACAGCAUCAUAUUUCUUCAUCUUUACUGGGGGGAAUCCGUCUGGUCUUUACCAGAUGGAUGAUGAGAGGAAUGGGUAUACGGUGGAGGAAGCGCUUGUCACUAUGGGGUUUGGGAAAUUCCAAGUUCUUGUGCUCAUCUAUGCCGGGAUGGGUUGGAUAUCUGAAGCCAUGGAAAUUAUGCUUCUCUCGUUUGUGGGACCCGCUGUUCGAUCUGCUUGGAAUCUCUCUCCUCAUCAAGAAACCUUGCUAACCAGUAUGGUUUUUGUUGGAAUGUUGGCCGGAGCCUACACUUGGGGCAUUGUUUCUGACAACUACGGAAGGAGGAAUGGGUUUUUCGUGACAGCAGUGAUUACUGCUCUUGCUGGCUUAACAAGUGCUUUUUCGCCAAACAUAAUAGUGUUGAUCAUCAUUCGGUGUCUGGUGGGGGUUGGCUUGGGUGGGGGUCCUGUCCUUUCUUCUUGGUUUUUGGAGUUCAUUCCUGCUCCAAAUAGAGGCACUUGGAUGGUAGUUUUCGCAGCUUUCUGGACCAUUGGCACCAUUUUUGAGUCUUCACUAGCAUGGAGAUUUCUGCUUAUUAUUGCAGAUAGUCAUGCCAAGACUUGGUUGGAGAUGGCUACUUGCACUCUCCUCCAUACCAUCCUCCUUGCUUCUUUUGUUCUACAGUUUCACUCUCGAGUCUCCGAGGUAUUUGUGCACAAAGGGGAGACAAGCAGAAGCCUUACAUAAUCUUGAAAAGAUAGCAAGAAUAAACGGAGCAAGACUGCCGCCAGGGGUUCUUCUCUCUGACAGAAAACUCACUCCAACAGAAGACAAUAGUUCACCUAAUGGAGAUGGAAGUGAGAAGUCUAAACUGGUGGAAUGCACUUCCCGGUGGUUUUCUUCACUUAUCAAGCUUCUUUCACCAAGCUUAGCCAGAUCAACUCUCCUUUUGUGGGUAGUUUUCUUUGGCAAUGCGUUCUCGUACUACGGCAUUGUUCUCCUGACUACCCAACUCAACACUGGUCACCAUAAAUGCUCCCCUACAGAGUUCGAAUCCAAGAAUUCAAAGGCUAUUAACUACCGCAGCAUUUUCAUCACUAGUUUUGCAGAGAUCCCGGGGCUUAUCCUCUCUGCUGUAAUGAUCGAUAGAGUUGGCCGUAAAUACUCCAUGUCAUCUCUAUUCUUUGUCUGUUGCAUUUUCAUCCUCCCUCUCAGUCAUCCUCAAUCCAAAGGUCUAACAACUGGACUUCUGUUUGGAGCUAGAACGUGCAUUGCCGCAACCUUCAACAUUGUAUCUAUAUAUGCUCCAGAGGUAUAUCCUACAACAGUUAGGACCACAGGUUUUGGAAUCGCGAACUCGGUGGGAAGGAUAGGAGGGAUAGUGUGUCCUAUGGUUGCAGUUGGGCUGAUACACGGGUGCCAUCAGAGGUUGGCAAUUUGGCUCUUUGAGUUUGUCAUCUUCAUAUCUGGCGUUUGUGCUAUCCUUUUCCCCUUUGAGACGAAGGGUCGUGAGCUAAAAGACAAGUUACCCUCCACAAACGUCGAGAAUGCAGUGGAGAUCAAGUAAUGUAUUUCUGGAUAUACCACCAAAUACAUUCAUGCAUCUCUUGUUAUAUACAUGUAUCUUGUAUAGUCUUUAUUGGUAGUGGCUGCCCAUUUAGUAUUGUAUAAACACAGUCUUGAAGCCAUAUUGCUACCUUCCUAAUAAUGUGCUAAGACUCUU
Molecule: messenger RNA, 1928 nt
Organism: Cuscuta campestris
Lineage: Eukaryota; Viridiplantae; Streptophyta; Magnoliopsida; Solanales; Convolvulaceae
Source: the annotation of a GenBank genome assembly